AUGUUAUCCUGGAUUACGGGCGCCAAGGGCGUGGAAGAGGUCGAAGAUCCCUUUCCCGAAGCGCCAGAAACACCAGCCCAUGUUUUCGCAGCACGCGCAUUCAAACAUGCCAUCUUUGGCACUCCUGCUCCACCCAACGAAGCGAACUAUAUACAAGACACCAGAGUCGCUCAAUCAAUCCAAAUCGAAUCGAAGCCACGCACUGUGACGGUUGAGAUGCCUACACGACCAAAAGACGACACGGAUGAGAUCGCGUUACCCUCUGCACCUGGUCUGUCCCCUACCAAGCCUAACGGGAUUCUCAUGACACCCGGUACUACGAGAAGGAACAAGUCUGUCACCUUUGGAGCCCAAGUUGUCGACAAUGAAGGCAAGAAGCAAGGCAGCAACGGCCUCCCAAACACUCUCCCCGGAAAGUUCCCAAGUCCAUGGACAGCAAGGGACGACAACGGCCUCGGCCAACCUGGCUCAGCCUCAAACAGAGCAAGAACUAAGCUCACUGCUCAACUUCAAGAGGUUCGCGACUCCGCACAGAAGAGCAAGACAAUGCAGAGGGCCAAGGACGAUACCGACUUGACCAUGGACUAUAUGGAGCCCCGAUCACAGUCAGGAAAGUACUGGAAGACAGAGUACGAGUCAUAUGCCGAAGCCACUCAGCGGGAGAUGAAGAAACUGGUCAUUAAGCAAAAGGCCGCAAAGGACUUCGCAAGGGAGAAGGAGGACGAAGUAUCAGACCUGAAAUCACAGCUACGACAAGAGAAACUCAAGGUCGAGAAACUGGAAGCCAAGACCAAAGAUCUGGCUGCUCAGAUGAAGGAGUUUGAGAUGAAGCUCACGGGCCAGACAAGCCAGGACACCAAGAACGACAUCGCCAAGUUCAAGGCCGAGAACGAGCAUCUUCGUUACGAUCUCGACCAAGUACUGGGAAAGAAAAGCGGUAUUAUCAACAGUCCCAAGCGGAAGACACCGAAGACUGCUCCAGCGGGUGAUCUUUGGGCAAAUGCCGCCUUCUCCAGCCCUUUCGUGGACGAUGCCGCAGACAAGGACCAAUCUCCUCUACGCGCACGAGACUUGAACAUUCAAAGUCAGAAGUUGCCCAAGGAUGGAAGACCCAAGUCGACCAAGAGUGUGCACACAAAGCGUUUUAGUGAAGACACUUUCGACAUCUCACUAGCCCUUCCACAACCAUCCCCUGAGCUAUUUCCUCGCUCCAUACCUCGCAGCAGCAGAAAGUCGACAGCAGACAUGACGAUAGACGAGCUGGUCGAGAAGUACUCACCAGAAAAGCCACAAUUCGAUCGUCUUGCUCUGCCUCUAGGUCUUGGUGCUCUCAACUUUGGUUCUGGCAAACCCGAUGUUGGAGCCCCGACCAGCCCGCCGAAGACAGGAGCUAGAAUCUCCAGUUUGAGUGACGAGAGGAAGGCCAAAGCUCUAGCACGAAUCGAGGCGAGAAGGCUCUCUAAACUGGCAGCAGCAUGA
Messenger RNA from Aureobasidium subglaciale EXF-2481, 1479 nucleotides. RefSeq lists its product as uncharacterized. The transcript has 2 exons. The record is from RefSeq and is a predicted model, not a curated record. NCBI's taxonomy places the organism in Eukaryota, Fungi, Ascomycota, Dothideomycetes, Dothideales, Saccotheciaceae. The coding region runs from base 1 to 1479 and encodes 492 amino acids.